Messenger RNA from Lampris incognitus (smalleye Pacific opah), 1272 nucleotides. RefSeq names its product MYD88 innate immune signal transduction adaptor (gene myd88). The transcript is spliced from 5 exons. The record is from RefSeq and is a predicted model, not a curated record. Gene Ontology annotation, cellular component: plasma membrane. Gene Ontology annotation, biological process: innate immune response; defense response to Gram-positive bacterium; Toll signaling pathway. The coding region runs from base 162 to 1022 and encodes 286 amino acids. Gene Ontology annotation, molecular function: TIR domain binding; Toll-like receptor binding. Lineage: Eukaryota; Metazoa; Chordata; Actinopteri; Lampriformes; Lampridae.
GAACUGGCGGACGAAAAUGUGAAGGCGAUUUUUUUCAAUUUGUAGAAAGUUUUUUUUUAUUAUUAAGAAACGACCGGAUUGUAAGUAAUCCGCAUCGUCUGUUGCAAAAAAAAAGGAAGAAGAAGAAGAAAAAAGACGAGUUCUGUUGACACUUGGUGAAAAUGGCGAGCGGAGACUCUAAAGUUGACCUGUGGAGCGUCCCGCUCGUGGCGCUCAACAUGAAGGUGAGGAGGGAGCUGGGACUCUACCUAAACCCCAAGAACACCGUGGCCGCGGACUGGAUGUCCAUGGCGGAGACGAUGGGCUUCUCCUAUCUACAGAUCAAGAACUACGAGGCGUCCCGAAACCCCACCACCAUCAUACUGGAGGAGUGGCAGGCUCGCUGCUCAGAAGCCUCAGUGGGGAAGCUGUUGUCGAUCCUGGAGGAGCUGGAGAGAAAAGACGUGGUGGAGGAGCUUCGCCCUCUCUUAGAUGCGGACGUCAAGCGGUAUCUGAUGAAGAAGAGCAGCGAGCCCCCGGUGCAGGUGCCGGAAGUGGACAGCUGUGUGCCCCGCACCCAGGAGCGCGCUGGCAUCACCCUGGAGGAUGACCCUGAAGGUGCACCCGAACUUUUUGAUGCCUUCAUCUGCUACUGCCAGAGUGACUUCAAGUUCGUGAACGAAAUGAUCCAGCACCUGGAGCAGACCGAGUACAACCUGAAAUUGUGCGUGUUCGACAGAGACGUCCUGCCGGGCUCCUGUGUGUGGACCAUCACCAGUGAGCUCAUAGAGAGAAGGUGUAAGCGGAUGGUGGUGGUGAUUUCUGAUGAAUACCUGGAGAGUGAGGCCUGUGAUUUUCAGACCAAGUUUGCCCUCAGCUUAUGUCCUGGAGCACGAAGCAAACGGCUCAUCCCAGUGAUUUACAAGCCUAUGAAAAACCCAUUCCCCAGCAUCUUGCGCUUCCUUACCGUAUGUGACUACACCCGGCCCUGCACACAGAUGUGGUUCUGGAAACGGCUCGCCAAAGCUCUCUCGCUUCCAUGAUCAUGCACAAGGCAGACGUUUGCCUUCUCUCUUGGACCAAAGGGGCUAUCUGUGAUCAUGCCCAAGAUGUUUACGUUUUAGCUAAGUCUGUUCUCUAUCUGUUGUAAAUAUCUUUUAAUACUGGUGCUUGUGUUUCCAUCAACAAUGAGAUAUUACAGGUUUCCCAUAAUCUUUACUAUCUUACACAAACUGUCUCUUUACUUGUGUUCUGUGUGCGUGCAGCUUUCAUGUUAUUAAAAUUUCAAAAAUA